Molecule: messenger RNA, 756 nt
Organism: Phytophthora sojae
Lineage: Eukaryota; Oomycota; Peronosporomycetes; Peronosporales; Peronosporaceae
Exons: 2
Coding region: 1-756 (251 amino acids)
Source: RefSeq, a predicted model, not a curated record
AUGAAGCGUGGGUACAUCUACCUUCGUGGUGUUCGGAUCUGGGUGCAGCCAUCCUUCACGGGGAGAAAGAUCUCUAAUCUGAGCCUAUGCGAGAUCGAGUACGUGAACACCAACGAAAUUCAGCCGUCUGAGCUGAUCAAAGCCAUCCAGACGUGGGGUGGCACCGACGCGCUGGUGGUAUCUCAUGCAGUCAACGUGGGUACACCUGCCAAGUGGCCGGCGAUUAUGUGCCUUCGGAACAUGUCCCGCACAAGCCUAGAUCUCCUGUUCGCGUUUCGCCUGUUUUUUCCAAGCCCGGAAGAGGCUAAUGCCGUGUACACUGGUUUCCUUCAAGAACGACGAUCGAACGAACAGAUGCGACCGCGCAGUGGGGACCUUGACCCUGAAACCAGUCUCGAACCUCUAGAGCACGCAUCGUUUGCGGAAUCCCGCGUCAUCGUCGCCGGGUUCUCUGCAGAAGUGUCGGCUAGAGAGAUAGAGGAAGCAUUUGAGCGCCAUGACCUUGGCCGAGCAACGGUGGAGAUCAAGGGCCCUCGCCGGAAUUAUGUUGUGGCAGAGCUUGCGAACCGAUCGGCAGUAACGGAAGCACUCGAACGCUUUGGUGAAGAAUCAGCUGACUCACUCCGAGUGGGCGACAUUCCACUGCGAAUCAAGAAAAUGAACGACCCGAACAACCAAGGGUGCUACAAAUGCGGAAAACCUGGUCACUGUGCCAAAAAAACCAUCCGGCAGGCAACAGUGCCAAAACCCAACUAG